AUGGGAUGGAAAGCGGUUGAGCUCGACGAGUACGAGAGUUCCGCGCCUGCCGUACAAGCGCAUUUCCACGCGAUUCGCGCGGAAGAAGCUCUACAAAAAGAUGACUAUGGCCAAGCCGAGAAAGAAGGUCAUUUGGCUAGUGAAAAGUUUCUCGAGGCCGCGCAACGUGUCUCAGGAAAGCGUACGAUCGACGCUUUGAUGCUGUUGGCUGAGAAUUACGAGUACAGGGCGAAGGUCGCGCGUGCGAGGAAUCCUGAUCCAGUGGAGGAGAGAGUGGGGACGAAAGGGGGGAUAGAGGGCGAGACUCUAGAUCGUGAAGACACGCCAGAAGAUCUGGACAAAGAGCAGAAGGAUAUGGAGGAUAAAGCUGGAGCUCUGGAUCCAGAGGAAGGACACAAGGUGGAGACUGAGCUGCACGUGGCGGCAGCAGAGAUGGAAGAGCUCUGGAGACGGCUUAAUGAGAUUGGUUUGUCGCGUCCUGGCUCGGCAGAUAAGAACUUGCUCAUGUCGUCGCGCCAUUUAUCGUCGUCGUUGGGAGAUUCGUUUUGUUUGCUGCCUGCAAAGACGAGGAACAUGGUCGGAGUAGUGGCCACUGCAGUGAAUGGGGGCUCGACGUUGCGAGCUGCCGUGGCGUCUAGGAUGAGAAAUCAGCGCCAACGAUUAAUGGAGCAGCAACUGGGUGGGCGCGGUCCGUCAGACCCGCGCAGAUCAGGUGAUGCGCCGAUGGGCGACUUGGCGCAUCGAAACAAGAAUGGAAGACAGUCUUUCGGUAGCGGAACCGAGUCAACUUAUAGACAAGAAGAGUUUGACGGAUUGCAGGACAAGGUUGCUCAGCAGAAGAUGGAGAUCGCUCGACUACUAAACACAGUGAAGACGCUCAGCAGUGAGAACUCGAAGCUGGUGAACAAAUGUGAAGCGUUGACGAAUGUACAAGCUGAGAACCGUGAGAUCCGUGAAUCCAUGGAUCGUUUCAAGACAGACUACAAUCAGAAGUUGGUGGUGAUAAAGAGAGCGCUAGAGGAAUGGAGACGUCAGCGGAAUCGUGCUGCUCCGACUCCUUUGCAGACAAACAGUGCAGGACGGGUUGACACUACCUUGAACGAUCAAAUUGAGCGACAGGAGGAGCAGAUUACAAGGCUAAUGCGAGAGAUGAAAGACAAGGAUGACCGCAUUGCCAAGUACGACAAGUGGUAUCAGACGUUGAAAGCGGGUGCGAAAGCGAAGCAGCUCAGCCAGAGUCGCGAAAGUAGCAAUGGCGCGAGCAGCUUUAGUAGUUCCAACAGCUUCGUGCAAAGCGGCGGUGGAAGUCUCAGCGGACCUAGUGGUUCGUUCACAAACAGCAGCAAGUCCCGCGGUCCCAGUCCAGGGCAACUAGAGUUCGCUGGCAGCAGCAGUUCAAGCACGCCUCACCAGUUCAGUCGCCCGCCAGCGCACCCCAACCGCCGAGCGCUUUAG
Molecule: messenger RNA, 1455 nt
Organism: Peronospora matthiolae
Lineage: Eukaryota; Oomycota; Peronosporomycetes; Peronosporales; Peronosporaceae
Source: the annotation of a GenBank genome assembly